Messenger RNA from Mobula hypostoma (lesser devil ray), 10638 nucleotides. RefSeq names its product autophagy-related protein 2 homolog B-like. The coding region runs from base 698 to 6985 and encodes 2095 amino acids. The transcript is spliced from 42 exons. NCBI's taxonomy places the organism in Eukaryota, Metazoa, Chordata, Chondrichthyes, Myliobatiformes, Myliobatidae. Gene Ontology annotation, biological process: autophagy of mitochondrion; autophagosome assembly; reticulophagy. Gene Ontology annotation, molecular function: phosphatidylinositol-3-phosphate binding. The record is from RefSeq and is a predicted model, not a curated record. Gene Ontology annotation, cellular component: phagophore assembly site.
CUGCACUUUCUGUCGCCGUUCCGCGAGGGAUGACAGUAACUGAGGGGUGCUGGACAGCGGCAGACCAAUAGCUGGGAAUGUAAAAUCGGGGUAAUUACUGUGAAGGGGUGAAUAUUUCAGGGUAGCGUAAGUAUUAAGAGAAGAGGGGGACUGAAUAGAAGGGUGAGAAAAGUAAUGAGGUCAGUGUGGAGGGGUCGUGGAUAAGGCGGAUGAAUUUUGAGGGAAAAAACAUCGAUAAAGGUAAAUCCUUUACGUGAAGACAAAAGGGUGAUGAUUCGGGAAUAACAACUUGACAUAAAGGGGAAUACUACUUAUACUAAAAUACUAAGGGAACAGGCUGUUGACAUGUUCAAGAAAAAUUACAAAGUAGGUGAAUGUUAACACAACUAAAAAGGGUAAACAUUGUAGAUAGGGGUGAGCGGGUGUAUGACAGGGAUGAGCCAUUGUGGAUUGGAGAAUAAGUGUUAAAGGGAACCAGGAUAAAACAGGGAAAAUUAUAUUCCUGGGGAAAACGCAAGUGGCGAAACCAAGGGGAUUUGAUUGCAUGUGAAAAAAAUGGAUAUAUUUUAAAAAUACGAUUUGGGCAAAGUGGAGGACGAAAGGGAGAGGAUGCAAAAUUUUUGUUAGGUUUUUUUUAUUACUGGGUCUGAGUUAAUUCAACCAGGGUUCCUAGCAUUGUUUAUGGGUUGAAGUCAAGAUGCCUUGGCCAUUCUCUGAGUCGAUUAAGAAGCGGGCUUGCAGGUACCUGCUGCACCGAUACCUGGACCACUUCCUGGAGGAGAAGUUGAGCCUGGAGCAGCUGAGUGUGGAUCUUUACCAAGGAACAGGCUCUCUCUCACAGGUUCCAUUGGACAAAUCGUCCCUAAAUGAAAUCCUAGAUUCACUUGAUGCACCUUUGGAAAUAACUGAAGGAUUUAUCCAAAACAUUUCAGUUUCCAUCCCUUGGUCUUCACUCUUACAAGAGAACUGUGCAGUGGAGGUGCAAGGACUGGAGAUGGUCUUUCGACCGAGGCCUCGUGUGGUGUCGGGCUCGGAACCCAUGUACUGGUCCAGCUUUAUGACGGACAGUAUGCAGCUGGCCAAGGAAUGCCUAAGCCAGAGACUGACGGAUGAUCAGGCCGAAGGGCCACAGCCACUCGAGGGGCUCGAGAAGUUUGCAGAGACCAUUGAAACAGUUCUAAGAAGAGUCAAGCUUACAUUUCUAGAGAGCGUUCUCAGGAUUGAGCAUGUUCCAGAGAAUUCGAAAACUGGGGUCGCACUGGAGAUUCAUAUCCAGAGAAUCGAAUAUUGUGAUGAGUCUGCCGCUGAGUGUCCAGACAUCAGCAUUCAUCAUCCCACAGCUUUUGCCCACAAGAACUUGCAGCUAAGUGGGAUCUCGUUAUUCUGGUUUGAGUUCUCUGAAAGUGCAAAAACUUCACCUAGGAUUUCUCCGAUGCAGGAAAUGGAGCCAAAACUUUCUCCAAGCUGGAACCCAAAGAUAGUUUCUGAACCUCACCCCCAGUUCACAAGGAAAACAUCUGAUGCCAUUCACUUUGAUCCAGUCCAGAUUGGAAGCUGUGAAGGGAAGAUGGAGCUGGAAUUCACCUUAAAGCAGAAUGAAGCACUUCCAGUUGCCAAGCUGGAUGUGGAGGGGCAGAUAGAAUGCAUCAAAUUCUUCCUGUCUCCACGACAGGUCCACCUGCUCCUGGAUAUGUUUGGAACCAUCCUACUGCCAGGAUGUACAGAGGCAACAGCUCUCCAGUUGAAAAGCCGGAAGAAUCGUCCGAUGCAGCAGGAGGACCAAUAUCUCAUUCAGAUGGAACUCAAUCGAUACCUGCAGAAGGAGACGGUUUCCACUGGUAUCACAGCAGAACAGAGCUAUUACGAGACUGAAACAGUCCGAACAACUUCAAGUCGUGCAGAAGAUGACGUCUUUUUCUCAAUGGCAGACAUGGAAAUGUCAAACAGUGUGGCAUCCCUUCCACCUCUGGGAGAACCAACUGUAGAUAUGGAAUUAUCACUGAGCAGUACACAUAUCAACUCAACAGACAGCUCACCGCAGAGCGCCACAGGGUUUUCAACGCCAUGGGAUGAUUACGUGGAUCGUUCUGGACCAGGAGGCCAAACAACACGGGGGUCACCACUUAACUCCAAAGAGUUACCAAUAAUGCAGAGGCCACUCCGACCAAGCAGUCUCCCUUCCAAACCGCACUCUAUUGAUGAAUCUCGACCUGAGGUUGUUCUACGGCUGGCAAUUGGCAGUCUCUCUGUAUCAGUGCUGCACAUCGAUCCACUGCCGCCACCUGAAAGCCCGUUGCACCUUGAACCCCUGACAAGGAUGGCGUCCCAUUUCUUUGAACAUUUGAAGACCAUCAAUCUCUCUCAGUUCCCAGUGAGAGAUUUCCACAUUCUCCGAACCAAGUUGGCCACGGCCUGUCCCCAUGACCAUCUACGACUGUUUGCAACCGAUGUGAAGCUGAACUGUGAACAGCGACGGAGCACCAGCUCACGGAGCCUGAAUACUGAUGUCUGCAUUAACUGGAUGGAACUACUGGAAUGUCUGUUCCCUAUGGAUUCACCAACUGUCAUACCCCAGUAUACAGAGCUGAUUACAUUUCAAUCUAGGUGUGAGACAGAAGCUCAUCCUGUACCUUCUGUGCAGAUUCAUUACAAGCACAUUGACCGAAGAGGAGUCCAGGGCAGUCAAGGGAGAUUAGCAUCAGUACCACAGAAGGCGGAGCUACAGAUUGAGCUUGGCCCCAUCCAGUCGGAAUUAGACAUCAGUAUUGUGGACAGACUUAACUCAUUGCUGCAGCCGCAGAAGCUCGGAACAACAGAAAUGAUGGCAUCACACAUGUACACAUCUUUUAACAAGCACAUCAGUCUGCAGAGAGCUUUUACUGAAGUUUUCCGGGACGAUUCUGGCUCACCUGCCAACUACCGAACAUCCGUGCAGCUCACCACACCCAUUUUCAAGAUGGCCAUCCGCUUCCCAAUCCCAGACCUUCGAUCUGACCAGGAAAGAGGGCCCUGGUUCAAGAAGUCACUUCAGAAGGAAAUUUUACACCUGGAAUUCAGCGAGAUGGAAUUUAAGACUGAGUUCUGCGGGAGUUUAUCCCACGAGCAGCUCAAACUUGAGCUAACUUUUAAGGAGCUCCUUGGUAAAUUUCAGGAAGAUCUGGGGACUCCAUCAUUCACCUUUCUUAAAGUUUCACAUGGUGCUGAUGGAGACAUGUCUACCUCUGACAGUGGGAAGUUUGAUUGGCCAAGGGUUGUGCUAAAGGUGAAUCCAACAGCCGUGCAUUCCAUCUUAGAACGGGUAACGAGUGAAGAUGAGGAGCCUGGAAGUCACUUACUGGAGGAUGAAGAAGGUGGAGGCCAUUCACUAAAAGAUGUCUGUGAUUUGGGAAAGCAUGAACCCUCACCUUUCUCCUCUCGCCGAGUCAUGUAUGAAAACGAGGAGAUGGUGAUGCCAGGGGAUCAGCUGGAAAUGGGUCAGUUCCAGGAUAAAACCAUAAGCACCUCCCAUUAUGUACUGGAGCUUACAUUACCAAAUCUCAACCUUGCAUUGCCAAACAAGGCAUUCUAUGAGAAAGUGUAUAACAGAAUAAACAAUGACCUAUUGCUGUGGGAGCCCACUGCACCAUCUCCCGUUGAGACAGUAGAAAACAUUACCUACGGAGUCGGGUUGUCUGUGGCCAGCCAAAUGAUCAAUGCGUUCAGCAAAGAAAAUCUCACUCCAUUCAAGUCUGCCCUCCUCCAGGAUGAUGACGAGAGUGGAUCUGACGAAGAGUCUCUGCAGUUCCAAUCCACCACUGAUCCGGCACACAGGUCACGACGCAAAAAGAAAGUUGAACAGUUAAGCAAGACUUGUCAAAGUUUCCUAUCGAUCCUCCUCAAUGUGUCUCAUGGGUUGGUGACAGUACAUACAGAUACCAAGAGUGAAGACGGCACAUCGUUAGUGGGAAAGCACGGUGAAUUCUGGUUGGAGGUUGAAAAUGGAAACUUAUUCACCGUGGGGAGGUAUCAAGGCUGUGAUGACCAGCAUUAUUUUUGUCUCCAGGCCAACAAGGUUUUCCUUUGUCACCAAGGUAUGGUGGAGGAUGUGUGCGCCCCAGGUGAUGUGAAGCUCCCCAGCAAGUCUCGGCCCCUAUGGCUUGAACCCACAAUCUACCAAUCUGAGGAGGGUGUAUGGAUCAAGCAGGGUGCUACUUCAUUGGGAAGUGGUGCAGAGAGUUCAAACAUGUUGUCUGUUGCAGUUAAAGUUCAUCACAACAAGAGCGAGAGCAACAUGAAGGAGAUUCUCAUGGCUAUCGGUCUGCGUGGAGCUACUCUUCAGCACCGUAAUGUAUUGCCAGGGCAAAGCUGGCAUGAGCAGAUCCUGGAUUUCAUGAAUAUUACGGAGGAACCUGUGUUGGGCUAUGCUCGUCCAGCAAAUGCAACCACAUUCCACCUACACCUCUGGAGCUGUGCCCUGGACUACAGGCCACUGUAUUUACCUGUUCGAGCAGUGGUGACUGUUGAAACCUUCACCAUAUCCAGUAACAUUGUCCUGGACAAGUACUGCUCUACACUCAGAAUAAUUAUUGAUGACGCUGCAUUGUACUUGUCUGAGAAAUGUCAUAAUGCACUGGUAAAUUUAAAGAAAGAUUACGUACGAGUUCUGGACAUGGGGCUGCUGGAGUUCCGCAUCACUGCGUCAAAGCAGACGUCAGAGGGAGAGCGGCCUCGGUUUGAGCUCUGCUGUUCCAGUGAUGUCAUCCACGUCCGCACGUGUUCUGAUUCUUGUGCUGCCCUCAUGAACCUUAUCCAGUAUGUGGCAAGUUAUGGAGACCUGCAUCCGCCCUCUAAAUUCCAAGGAACCCCUGGAGCCGCGGCACAGAGGAGCCGGGCUGGAUCCGGUGACAGCACUCCCAGCAGAACGUCAGGUCUUGCUGAGGCUGAGCAGAAGAUGCUGCGGGACCUCAUGAUCGAUGCAAUGGAGGAGAUGGAUGUCCUACCGUCAUCACCUCCUUCCCCUCCUGUCGCGCCACAAUCAAAUGGGCUUCACAGAAACCUCAUCCGGGAGCGAGAGCCUGCACAGUCUGAUCUUUUCCUCUUCCCCGAUGAAAGUGGAGGCUCUUCCCAGGAGCAGAGCCCAAGUUCCACCAUGGUUCUUCCAGAGCAUCAUGCAGCCUACACCCCAUUACCCAGUGAGCAGCCUGAGAGUGAUGAUUUCUGCAUCCUAGAUGCACCAAAGCUUUCAGUCACGCAGAGAGAGUCUGAACCCGUAGUGAAGAUACUGACCCCUGGACCCAUUCUCAUCAAAGACGAGCAUUUCACGUUGCCAGUCAAGAAAGUGGACAAAAGCAAGGCACCCGUGCACCUGCCGAUCCCAGAGGUCCGCUAUGUGGUGAAGGAGAUCUCAGUUGUGUGGCAUCUGUAUGGAGGAAGGGACUUCGGAACAGCCGUCACCAGACGUUCCCCUGUUAAAAGCAUACCCAUGAGAACUGGCUCCAGCUCUUCCCAAAGCUCCCCAUCUCAGUCUUCUGCGCGACACGGCCGUUCGACCAGGCGCAUUCAGGGUGGACCCGGAAGGAACCACGAUAUCCUGAUGGAGAUUCAAUUCAGUAAGGUGAAAUUUCAGCAUGAAGUUUAUCCUCAGACAGGCCACCCUGUGGAUCCAGGUUCGACAGAGAGUCCUAUCUCACGACAAGUCUUCAUAGUCCAGGACCUUGAGAUCCGAGACCGCCUUGCAACUUCUCAGAUGAACAAGUUCCUAUACUUGUACUCCAGCAAAGAGCUACCAAGAAAAGCUCAUUCCAACAUGCUGACCAUUAAGGCACUGCAUGUGAGUCCCGAUUCCACUCGGAUGCCUCAGGAAUGUUGUCUCCGCAUUACGCUGAUGCCCCUUCGACUAAAUAUUGAUCAGGAUGCCCUGUUUUUCUUAAAGGACUUUUUCAGCAGCCUAGCUGCAGAGGUUGAGAUGUUAAUUCCUCCAGAUCCUGUGCAGGAGGUGAGAAAACCUCCUGGGUCAGAUGCCGCCAGCAGCCUUUCCAAAAAUGGAACCACUGCUGCAGAUCAUGGCCCCAUAAUUACCCUUCCAGGUCAGAGCAAACACCAACCAGGACCUUCGACUACUGCGGCUACGGUCCCGAUCAGCGAGCCAGAGGGAACUGCAGCAGCAGCCUUUGCAGACCAGCCGGUCUUCUUCAGGGAGUUUCGUUUCACAUCUGAGGUCCCCAUUCGAUUGGAUUACCAUGGCAAGCACAUGUCUAUGGAUCAAGGCACCUUGGCAGGAAUACUGAUUGGACUGGCUCAGCUGAACUGUUCUGAGUUGAAGUUGAAAAGAUUGUGCUACAGACAUGGGUUGUUGGGAGUGGACAAGCUCGUGUCAUACGCACUUAAUGAAUGGCUAACUGACAUCAGAAAGAAUCAACUACCUGGUAUCCUUGGUGGCGUUGGACCCAUGCACUCUCUUGUCCAGUUGGUUCAAGGAUUGAAGGAUCUGGUCUGGCUGCCUAUUGAGCAGUAUCGCAGGGAUGGACGUAUUGUGAGAGGGCUGCAACGAGGAGCAGCCUCUUUUGGAACCUCCACUGCCAUGGCUGCCCUCGAACUGACGAAUCGACUGGUGCAAACUAUACAGGCAGCAGCUGAGACCGCCUACGAUAUGGUUUCUCCGGGCAGCAAUUCGCAUGGUUUGAUGAAGACAAAACGGAUUUCUCAGCAUCGGCUGGCUCAUCAGCCAGUCGAUCUCCGUGAGGGAGUAGCUAAGGCGUACGACCUGGUGAAAGAGGGAUUCACGGACACGGCACACAUGAUUUACCAGACAGCGACGCGGGAACACGAGCAGCGGGGGAUGACCGGAGCAGUGGGAGGAGUGCUGCGGCAGAUCCCUCCGGCCGUGGUGAAGCCAUUGAUUGUGGCAACCGAGGCCACCUCCAAUGUCCUUGGCGGGAUGCGAAACCAGAUCCAACCGGACGCGCGGCAAGAAGAGUCUCAGAAGUGGCGGCUUGCUAAUCAAUAGUGCUUCGGGAUUGUUCCCUGAAACUUUCAGCAUAUGGGAGAGAGAAGCCAGUGUACCUCAAGGUCCCAUGUUGGGAACCAACUGAGUGUCACUACGCAUUACACUUUGCUGCCUGUUUAUUUUGGUCUCAUCCAGAUCCCCAAAAAACAAAAACUUUGUGUCAAUAGGAGAGUUUAUAGUACAUAAUUAACUUGAUUGAUCUGGUGACUUCAUAGAAGAAACUCUCGGGUUCAUUUACAAGUGGCCUUGGAGAAUGAUUGUUUUAAAAAGCAGGGUGGUGACUGGAAUCCAUCUUCUUGCUGUGAUCUGUGGGGUCAGCAUCGUUUGCAGUUUGAUAACAAAUAUGGAUUAUAAACCCUCCAUCUGCAAGGGAUGCAUUAUGUCUCCUGGAAGCAAAGAUUUUAAUUAUUCUUCCUUGUCUUAGUCAGGAUAUUCUUCAUGGUCACACUCCCUGAGCCUGCGGCCUGCUUCAACGGUUAUAGCUACAAUCAUCAACAACUGACUCAGCAGACUCCCUGAGGAAUUCAUUGGCCAGACCCUGGCUGCAAUAGGUUUAGAUUAAAUUGAAGGUGCCUGCAAGUUCUUGGUUUCUGUUUCUUCUCUUAAAUGUUUUCACAUUCAGGUUGGGUUGAGUGUCCAAGAUGUCCAGUGCAGAGACACUGCAGCGCAUUGAAAACGUCAUGGAGCACAAUGUGCUGAACUUGAGCGGUCGUGGUAUUCGUUGAAGUGUCAGAAUAAGUGACUCAGGAUGAGCGUAACAAAAAUGGAAAAUGACAUGCUUAUUUUCGGGAUAUAACAAGGGGACAGGUGGCUGUGCAGUAUCUGCCAAUUCCAAAACAUCCUGGUUCUGUCUGUGAAAAGCCAGUUUUAUGAUCCUACUACAGGAGUUCCCAAACUUUUUUAUGCCAUGGACCCCUACCAUUAAUCAAGGGUCCGUGGACCCCAGUUUGGGAACUCCUGCCCAACAACAAGAAUUUUUCCAUUACCAACCUCAGUUUUCCAACAUACUCUUCCUGCCCUCUCCACAGCACAACACUGUACCAGUCCGACACUUCACUCCUUUCUGCACUGUGCUUUGUUUCUUACUUGCUCAAUUCUGAUCAAAGGCUCAGUGUUCUAGUAUUCUACAUUUUAUAGCUUUUCCUAAAGAUACAACACAAGAACCGAUCCUUCAGCUCACCAAAUCUGUGCCAACCCUUGAACACCAAUAUACACUUUACCCAUUUAAUUGUCCCCACAUUCCCCUACUACCUUUCAGAUUCUACCCCACAUACUGCUGCAGUUAACCCAUUGACCUGAGGAAAAGAAGCCAGAGCACCUUGGGGAAUCCCAUGCAGUUACAGGGAGAAAGUGCAAACUCCACACAGCACCAGAUGUUAGGAUUGAACUGGUAUCAUUGGUGCUGCAAAGCAGCAGUUCUGCUCGCUGUGCCAUCAAUGCCCAGUUUAAAACUCAUUGCCUCAGAACAUUAAAUUAGAAUCAGUUUUCUUUUAUCUCUGACAUGUGACAUUUAUUGUUUUAGAGAAACAGGCCCUUUGGCCCAUGUAUUUCAUGCAAACUGUUAUUCUGUCUAGUCCCAUCGACCUGCACUUGGACCAUACCCUUCCCAUCCAUCUAAUUUCUGCAAUCGAGCCUGCAUCCACCACUUCCACUGGCAACUUGCUUCACACUCUCAACACCGUCUGAGUGAAGAAGUUCCCCCUUAGGUUCUCCUUAAUAUUUCACCUUUAACCCUUAACCUCUGACCUCACACCCAACCUCAGUAGGAAAAAGCCUGCUAGCGUUAACUCUAUCUAUACUGCUCAUUCUCUCUCACAUGAUUAAAAACAAAGUUCUAAGGUACCCAGUGGGUUAAAUAGCAUCUUUAGAGAGAGGAAAGCUAACAAAUCAGGUUUGUUUUGCGUCCCCCUCUCCCUCACUCUCUCCCGCUCCAUGACUGAUUAUUCGUGUUCUCCAUGCUUUUAAGUAUGUCGUAUAACUGCAGGUAGAAAGCAGAUGGCUCGCAGCUCCCCCCACCACCUUUUUCUGGCUUCUUCACCCUUCCUUUCCAGUCCUGAUGAAGGGUCUCAGCCUGAAACAUGGACUGUUUAUUCACCCCUUCCCCCAUAGAUACUGCCUGACUUGCUGAGUUCCUCCAUUGUUAUGUGUGUGUGUGUGUGUGUGUGCACGCUGUGUGUAUGGAGUUUGUAAUUUCUGUCUAUGAUCACAUGUGUUUCCCCUGGGUAUUCCAGUUUAUUCCCACAUCAUGAAGAUGAAGAAUAACAGUUUGGCACAGACCAGACUGGCUGAAGGGCCAAUUUCUGUGCUGUAGUGCUCAAUAAUUGACCUUCUAAAUUACUGUUUGGUGGCUGAAACGAUUAUCUGAGGGAUAUUAAUGGAAUUUAGAAUGGAUAAGUGAAAGAAGUGGGAGAAGGCUAUUGAUGGAAUUGAUCUGAGAACCAGCAUACACAUCAUGGGCUAAAUGGCUUCCUUUGGCACAGGAAAAUGGGAGAAUUCCUUCUGUUCAUUUCUGUUCCUCUCACCACCUUUUUCCUUUCUCUCGGUCUUCCUCCCUUAAACUCUUGUGUCCCCUCCCCUUUCUCUUCCUGUAUCUGUGAGCAGACACCUGGCAUGUAAGAGUAUCUUCACUGAUAUCUAGCAUCCUUACACCUGAGAUUGGAGCUGUGUUGGCAGGGCAGGAUCAAAUCCCUGAUUUCCCCUGCACCAGAAAAUACAUCUUAAAAUCUAUAAAGUGACAAUCAAAUUCUCAACUAAAUUCCCUGAAUUUGGCUCUGUAAGCUUCCACAUAAAAUUGUUUCUCCUCAACAUCACUGAAUCAGAUCAUUACUUUUUUAAAAACAUUGCCUUGUAUAAAGUUUUAAUUUUUUUUUUGUACAGCAGUUUUAAAGCCUAAUUUUUGUGAAUUGAUUAAUAUUUUUUUGGUUGCUCUCGGUGUACAUAUUUCUAAGUAAUGUUGUUGAUGUGUCACAGAGAGGGUUGUGAAUGGAUCUACCAUAGACAGUGAACUUCAGAAAGGGAAGAAAUAAAGAAUACACAUCUUGUGUGUACAUUAUCCUGCUUUAUAAAGUGAAAGCUUGCUUCUAAUGGAUGAGAGUUACAAGACACUGUAUGACAUCUUCUCUUCCUUCAGGCCUUGGAUUUCAACACGCAGAGCCAAAGUCUCAUAGGCACAGAAAUGGGUAAUUUAUCCAUAAAUCCACUAUAACAGUAUUAUCAAAGUUGAGUUUAUAGUCAGGUGCACAAGCCAGUGUAUGCAUAGGUGCAAAGAAAAACUUACCUGCAGCAGCUUCACAAGCACAGAGCAUCAGAUAAGCAGCAUUCACAAGAAAAACGUGUACACAAUUUUUAUAAGAAAGAGCAAUUAGAAAAGGUUUUUUUUACUGUACCUAGGUAUUUCAAAGUUCAAAGUAAAUUUACUGUCAAAGUGUGUGUGUGUGUAUAUAUAUAUAUAUAUAUAUAUAUAAAAUAUGUCAUAUCCUGUACAACUGAGAUUCAAUUUUUGCAGGCAUUCACAGUAAAUACAAGAGACACAGUAGAAUUCACAAAGACCACACCCAUCAAGGACAACCAAUGUACAAAUGUCAACAGACUUCAAAUUCAAAAGAAAUAAUAAAUAAUUAAGCAAUAAAAAUAAAGAACGUGAAAUGAAAAUU